Messenger RNA from Stylophora pistillata, 3978 nucleotides. RefSeq names its product von Willebrand factor D and EGF domain-containing protein. Lineage: Eukaryota; Metazoa; Cnidaria; Anthozoa; Scleractinia; Pocilloporidae. Gene Ontology annotation, molecular function: calcium ion binding. The record is from RefSeq and is a predicted model, not a curated record.
UUCAACAAAAGUGCUUCCGCUCGCAAAAUUUAUUUAACAAGCCGGCGCGUCGUGUCGAAGGCAAAUCUUAGAAGCUGCAAAACUGUUUUUUAAAACGUUCUCUCAUCGUUUUUUCCUGGCAAGGUAUCAACCCUGUUAGAAGAAUGCACUUAUUGGGAAGAAUUCUGUUUCUGCUUUCAUUUCCUGUUCUUACGCAAUGUUCGAAUCCUUGCGUCUCGUAUGGAGUUUUAAGAAAUCGUUUUCGAAGUACAAAUUAUCAGAUAAAGAGAGGAGAUCCUGCACUCUGUGACAACACUCUGAAAAUUGGAUGGUAUCGAUUCCUUGGAGGUAGCAUGCCGGAAAGCAAAAUAGACCCAUAUCACUGUGGCACUGUUGCUCCGAUAUGGAUGCGUGGUGUGCAUCCAACGGUAGCGGAUGGCAUUGUGAACCGUGACGCCUGCGUCAAUUUCCGUGGGAGACGUAAUGGCUGCUUCAUAGCCAUUCCAAUACGAGUGAAAAGGUGUUCAGGAUUCUAUGUCUAUUAUCUCAAACCAGCAAGUGGAUGUUAUAUGGCCUAUUGCGCUGGUUCAACGACUCCAUGCCCCAAAGGCCAGACUGGCGUUUUUCCGAACUGCACAGUGUCAAAAAAAGUCGAUUUCCCACUUGCUAAAGUUCCUGUUCCAUCUGUUAAGUACUUGGAUGAUAACGAGAGCUGGGUGACACUCUUGUGCCAAUUUGAUUUUCCUAACUGGGGAAAUGUAUCGUUUGAAAUACAGUGGUUUGUGAACGGACAAGGCUAUACUCCGAAUCGAAUCUGCAAGAGUAAAGACGACGAUUGUGAUAAAAGAUCUUUUCCAUUAUCCAGCACUGAAAAUGCGACUCCUCGUUUCAAACCUGGUGAUAACGUGCGAUGCGAAAUACGAGCCAGAUACAACAAUUAUUCAAAAAAUAAUUGGACCCAGCCUGUGUCAAGCGCACUAUUUUUUGCCGGAAUUGAGAUCAGGCCAAGACAGUUGAAUAUUGAGGAGUGCGACAUACAAAACACCAAUAAGUAUACCUUUCAGCUUCGACCGACCGUCCCCAUCCGCAAACCAGACAGUAUAACUCUUUCAUUUGGCGCUCGCGAUAGUGGAGAAUAUCUCGCACCUAAAUGUAAGAUCACUUUGGAACAAAGCGAUGUUAACAAGUGGAAGAAUGUCUCGGUGCAAGUUAAGUGUGAUAACAUCGAUAGACCAACCAAGAAAGCUGCCUUCACAUUUUCAGUCGCGGAUUUGCAUGAUUUCUGGUUGUCAUAUACUCUUCCUAGUGUUGUGUUGACAAAGAUUGAAACACCUGUAAACCUCUGCCAAGCCACGGGCGACCCACACUACACUACAUUUGAUGGAAAGUACUACGACUUCUACAGACCUGGUGAUUAUGUUUUGUAUCGCAACUUGGAACGAUUCUUUGAGAUCCAUACCCGCUUAUGGACCUGCUGGAGCGUGACUUGUAACUGCGGCGUAGCAAUCAGGGAACACAACGACGUUAUCGUUUUAGACACAUGUACGCAAGAUUUGAUUCAGCGGAAUGGAAUGCCAAUGAAAAUACGAAUUCCGAGUGGAAGAAAAUUAAGAAAAGGGACGCAUAUCCUUAGCCGCCAUCCAGGCGGUUACAGCGAGUACGAGGUAAGACUUCCAUCCGGAACAAUAGUGAAAAUACAGCAUAAUUACUGGGGAAAUAACGCAUAUCUACAAGCGCCCCAGGCUGAUCGUGGUAAAACGAAAGGCAUGUGUGGAAAUUUUAAUGGUGAUCCAAAUGAUGACUUUCUCGGGGGUGAUAAAAAAUUGCACAGUGGUCCAGAUUCCUUUGGACAAAGUUGGAGAGUCGAUAGAUCAGAAAGUCUCUUUCAUAAAGUACCAAUUUGCAAUGAUUCAGGGUGCGAUGGUUCUGUCUUCGAUAUGGACUUGUGUACGUGCGAAUCGAUUUCCAAAACCACGUUGAAGAUCGAAUGCGGCCAGGACAUUGCACAGCCUCAGACUACGAAUGCAAAUCCACCUUUUCAGCCAGUUCCUCAAGGAAAAGUAAACCAAAACGGAAAGAGAGGGAUAACCUACACGGACGAUAUUAUUUACUUCUAUGACGACAUUGAGCCUGACCAAAAAUCUCUGCCGCCUCGUAAGAAACGUAACGUUAACGUUAAGGUGUCUUUGGAAAAUGCAACUGAGUACUGUACGAAGUCUCUUUUAAGCACAAAGGCCUCCAAGGUUUGCUUAGAACUUUCAAAUGUCAACGUUAGCAAUGCAAUCACACAGUGUGCCGCAGACUUGCAGAUCACAGGUGACGUUUUCUGGGUGGAGAGUGCCUUUGAGUCAUUGAAAUCAUCUUGUCAAUUCCAAGCUGUCAAAAACUAUAGUGCCUACGAAAAAGAUGAAAGUGGAAAUCUUGUGCCCCCGGCAAAGAUUACUCAGCUGCUGUGUCCGAACGACUGCAGCUUCCAAGGAAAUUGCACGAACGGUACUUGUAUUUGUAAUGAAGGAUAUGUCUCUGCCGACUGUUCCAUGAGAUUCGAUGAAAUUCCUCAAGUGUUCAGGUUAUUGGAUGAAGGCCUUUGUGAUAUCCGUGCUAGGCCAUGCAUGAGAACUAUUGUUUUUGGACAGUACUUCUUAAGCUCAGAAAAUUUGACAUGCCACGUCAAAGAGUUCAAGAUCAUAUCAGGUAACUGGAUACCGUCAAACGGGACACAAAAGUUUAACGGAAGCAAAACAGACUUGUUUGCGAUUGAGUGUAACCUUCCUAGCCCUCCUGUCCAUUUGGGCCGCUAUCAUCUCGAAGGAAUGCCAGCGGCAGGUUACAUCGUGUCUGUCUCUAAUGAUGGCGAGCACCCAAGUCGGGAGCUUAAAAUGAUAACCUUCGACUCAGUGUGCCAAUCGUGCAACAUUUCACACGGAUGUUUUCUUAAGCAAGAGGCAUGUCUAAUCAAAGGCCACUGCUUCGCCAAAGAUGAUCCAAACCCCAAAGAUUGGUGUCAGCAAUGUAUGCCGUCGACUGAUCAACACGUUUGGACCAGAAGAAAAGUAAAUCUACCUCCUAACAUCACAACACCGACCGUGAGAUACGCCCUUCUUGGUGAAGACCUUCAACUACAGUUAGAGGGUGAAGAUCCUGAAAGAAGGCCGUUUGUAAUAUCUAUGACUGACGGAAAUCCAUCUCAAGGAAAGCUGUCUGCUAGCCAUAUUCUCCACUGGAAACCUGAGACAAAAAAUGAUACAAACUUUUUCUUUCAAGCAACUGACGAGUGUAACGCCUCAUCCACACAUAACAUGACUAUUAAGAUUGUGAUCUGUCCUUGCACUGAAAAAGGAACAUGUUACCCCGAUCCCGUUCACCCACGAGGAUCAGGAAUGUAUGUUUGCAAGUGUCAGCCCGGCUACGAGGGAAAAAGAUGCGAGAAGGAGAUAGAUGAGUGUAUAUUGUCUCCAUGUGUUCAUGGCUCGUGCAAUGACGAAAUAAAUAAUUACACGUGUACCUGUGACCCAGGUUACACUGGUCAUAACUGCAGUGUAGAUAUUGACGAGUGCCAGCCUUCUCCCUGUAUCCAUGGAAACUGUUCGGACCUUGUUAAUGGUUUUAACUGCUUUUGUCAAUCUGGUUUCACAGGCACUCUAUGUGAACACAACAUCGACGACUGUCCUUCCUCUGGUUGCGGAAACGGUACUUGUGUCGAUCUCGUAAAAAAUUACACUUGCCAAUGUAAUGUUGGAUUUAGAGGCCAGCAUUGUGAUGUGGUCAACCAGAACUGCACGAGCGACGCAUGCUUUCCUGGAGUUCGCUGCAUUCAGAAAACAAACACUAUAACAUGUGACCCUUGCCCCACCGGAUACUUUGGUGACGGAAAGAAUUGCGAAGAUAUCGAUGACUGCAUUAAUGUUACAUGCAAAAACGGUGGUUCGUGUAUAGAUGGAAUAAAUAAUUACACGUGCUCGUGCCAAUUAGGAUAUACUGGAGAUUGGUGUGAGAGAG